AUGCGCGCGGGAUGUCACAUAAAAUUACCGCGGGCGAUAAUAAUGAAGAGAGCGGUGAUCAACGUGCAAUCCAAAGACAAUGCGUGUUUCGCGUGGUCUGUGGUCGCCGCUCUAUAUCCAGCCGAAAGAAAUGCGGAACGAGAAUCUUCGUAUUCACAUUAUACAACAGUGCAGAAUCUCCAGGGCAUUAAGUUCCCAGUGACUGUGAACCAAAUUAAAAAAUUCGAGCUUCUCAACGAUAUGUCAAUCAAUGUAUAUAGUAUCGAGGAAAAGAACAUUGUCCCGAUACGUCUGAGUGAGCUAAAAAGAGACAAACACGUCAACUUGCUGUACAUGGAAGACAACAACGUUGGACAUUUCGCGUGGAUCAAGAAUCUAUCCAGGCUCGUGAGCUCACAAUUGAGCAAAAAAGAACACAAGAAAUAUAUCUGCGAUCGAUGUUUGCACUACUUUGAUUCGAAUGACAAAUUACAAUCACAUACGGUGGACUGUCGAGAGAUGAACGAGUGCACUAUCCGAUUACCGAGCGAUAAGGACAAGUGGCUCACGUUCAACAAUUAUAAUCGGAAAGAGCGGCUUCCUUUCGUCGUAUACGCCGAUCUGGAGUGUGUUUUGGAGAAGACGGAGGAAGAGAGAAACUACCAACAUCAUAAAGUAUUUAGCAUAGCAUAUUAUGUACACUGCUCGUACGACGAUUCGUUAUCCGCGUAUCCUUCUCGUCGCGGUAUCGAUUGCAUGUCAUGGUUCGUCGAAGAACUAAGAAAUUUAGCGCAACGUGUAAAAAGUAUUUUAUCAGCUAAUGGUAAAUUUAACAUCUGA
This is a messenger RNA of Formica exsecta, 819 nucleotides long. RefSeq lists its product as uncharacterized. Lineage: Eukaryota; Metazoa; Arthropoda; Insecta; Hymenoptera; Formicidae. Bases 1 to 819 code for a protein of 272 amino acids. The record is from RefSeq and is a predicted model, not a curated record. The transcript has 2 exons.